This is a messenger RNA of Rhipicephalus sanguineus (brown dog tick), 692 nucleotides long. RefSeq lists its product as uncharacterized. The record is from RefSeq and is a predicted model, not a curated record. Gene Ontology annotation, molecular function: amine binding. NCBI's taxonomy places the organism in Eukaryota, Metazoa, Arthropoda, Arachnida, Ixodida, Ixodidae. Bases 78 to 638 code for a protein of 186 amino acids. Gene Ontology annotation, biological process: symbiont-mediated perturbation of host defenses. The transcript has 5 exons.
AGAGGGCUCAUUGAGGCUAUAAAUUGGUGGCCAUUCAAUCGAGACAACAAGUGUUAAUACGCUUUUUCAGUGGAGACAUGCGGUCGCUGUUUUCUGAUCUUUGGGUGAUCUUUUCAGUGUUAAUGCUAGCCGUGCCUCUCGCGUUAGGCAGAGCACAGCACCAACUGAAACAUGACACUACGGACGCAUUUAAGACAUUCCUCGCCUUUCCUCACGCCGUAGCCGCCUUUGACGCCGACGAUGAUGGAGAUCUCGACUGUAUGUUCGUUGUAAGGCGAUAUGUUGAUGAAGAAAGCAAGACUGCUAGCUAUAUGUGGGUGCUGCCAUCAGUGAAUGGAAUCCCAGCAGAGAACCACACCUACUACUGGAGAGAAGGAUUGACACCUGACAAACCUGUCUUCACGGUGGAUGACGGUGCCAGUGGUGAGCAAACGGCGCACUUCAUUUACACUAAUUAUGAGAAUUGCGCCGUAGCGGACAUUCCGUUCAAGAACAAACCAAACUGUGGUCUAUGGGUAAUAAAAGACGCCCUGCACAGCAUCCCACAAGAAUGCGAGGACCAUUUCGAGGACAACUGUGACAUGACCGUCCCGGUCUAUGACGAGGAAACGUGCAAAGGUGUCUUGGACGGGAUCUAGCCUCCUCAUCGUGUGCCUUCAUUGUCUUGAGCGCAAAGUCGGUAAAAACGAACA